Messenger RNA from Xenopus laevis (African clawed frog), 2677 nucleotides. RefSeq names its product adenosine deaminase 2 L homeolog (gene ada2.L). Lineage: Eukaryota; Metazoa; Chordata; Amphibia; Anura; Pipidae. Gene Ontology annotation, biological process: adenosine catabolic process; inosine biosynthetic process. Gene Ontology annotation, molecular function: deaminase activity; adenosine deaminase activity. Gene Ontology annotation, cellular component: extracellular region. The record is from RefSeq and is marked provisional.
GUUGCCUCUUGCUCAGCUGUUUGUGAUCUACAGGUUGAGCCACUUAGAAUGGGUUUGACAGCAGGAGAUCAGCAGCUGAACCAGGAUUAGAGGAGAGAGAGAAUUAAGAUGGCGUGCGUCUCCCAUUGGUUGCUACUCCUCUCAUUGGCCAGUGCUACCCUGAGUCGGCCACUAUGGAGUGAACGCAAUGGGCUCAUAGAAAUGGAGAACAGCAUCCGGCUCGGGGGCAAUAUAAUACUGACCCCCAGUGAGGCAACAGCCAAUCAGAAGCUAAUGACGGUGAAGGGAGCAGAGUUCAAAGAGGCUGAAAGUACAGGCUUAUUUCCUCCCAGCAUGCACUUCUUUAAGGCCCGCCCACUUAUCCAGCAGAGCCAUGUUUUUAGUAUUCUGCGUCAGAUGCCAAAAGGGGGCGCUUUGCAUUUACAUGACUUUGCCAUUCUCAGUGUGGAUUGGCUGGUGAAGAACGCCUCCUACAUGGCAGACUGUUACAUGUGCUUGACCAGGGAUGGGGGAGUCAGGUUCUUGUUUGCAUAGCCUGCCCCUGUGGGAAUGCUGCCCCCUGGCUGCUCGGAGUGGAUCUUGCUGGAGACUUACCGGAAGAAGCUGGGAGAUGUGACUGAGUUUGAUAAAGGCCUGAUAAGGAACCUGACACUGCUGACGGACUCACCUGAGCCGCAUAUCCCGUCACAGGAUGAGAUCUGGCGAAGGUUUGAGGGGGCUUUCAUCACCGCCUCUGGACUCAUCUGCUACGCCCCGGUCUUCAAGGAGUAUUUCUACGAGUCUCUGCGAGAGCUGUAUGAAGAUAAUAUACAGUAUUUAGAAAUGAGAGCCAUGCUCCCCCCGGUGUAUGAGCUUGAUGGGACUGUCCAUGAUCAGUUCUGGUCCAUGGCCAUCUACAGGGACAUGGCAAAUAAGUUUGUUGGAGCCCACCCGGAUUUCCUGGGCGCUAAAAUCAUCUACACCGUGCACAGGCAUGAAGAUUUAGCUCAGGUUACGGAGGCUGUGCACCUUGCGAUGAAGCUGAUGGAGGCGUUCCCCGAAAUAAUGGCCGGAUUCGAUUUGGUUGGCCAAGAGGAUGCCGGCCAUUCCCUUUAUCAGCUGAGUGAUGCCCUCAACAUCCCCAGCAAGUUGGGAGUCAAGCUGCCAUACUUCUUCCAUGCAGGAGAGACAAAUUGGCAGGGAAAGGACGUGGAUGAGAAUGUUCUGGAUGCAUUGCUCCUAAACACCACCAGGAUUGGUCAUGGCUAUGCCCUCCUCAAGCAUCCGGUGGCCCGAAACUUGUCUCUCGAACUGAAUGUCCCCCUUGAGAUCUGCCCUAUCUCCAAUCAGGUUCUCCUGCUGGUGUCCGACCUCCGCAAUCACCCUGCUGCAGUGCUUAUGGCUGAAGGGCACCCUCUGGUGGUCAGCUCCGAUGACCCAUCCAUCUUCGGUGCUCAGGGAAUUUCGUAUGACUUUUACGAGAUGUUUAUGGGAAUUGGAGGUGCCAAGGCAGAUCUGAGGACCCUCAAAAAGCUCGCUGAGAAUUCUAUCAAGUACAGCGCUUUGUCGAAGGAGGGAAAAGAGAAACUUACAGAAAUAUGGCAGAAGAAAUGGGACAAGUUCAUAAAAGAUCUGGCCAUGAACUGGAAGAAGGAGCUGUAGGGUGGUGUGUGAGUGCUUUUGCUUCAGGGGUAGGGGCACUUAAUCAGCAUUUGGUAAUGGAGACCAGCGGGUCUGGAAACAUUUUCAUAUAAAAAGGGAAGCGAGUUUAUAAAUUCCCAGCAUUCCUCAUAUAAAGAUAAGGACAUUUUUACCCACACUCCCAUCUGCAUAGACCAUUCACAGCUAUUCUGAGCCCACCUAUAAGCCACCUAAAUCCUGUCCCUUCUGAAUCCAGAGUUUAAAGUCUCAAAUAGAAUAAGGCUAGAAAUGCUGUAUUUAUGUAUACUAAACAUAAACAUGAACUUACUGCACCACAAGCCUAAUCAAACAAAUGAUUUAUGCUUUCAAAGUUGGCCACAGGGGGUCACCAUCUUGUAACUUUGUUAUACAUCUUUGCAAGACCAAGACUGUGCACAUGCUCAGUGUGGUCUGGGCUGCUUAGGGAUCGUCAUAAAUGAUCAAAACAGCACAAGUCAAAUAAUAUCUGCCAGAAGCCGAUACAGCAAGACUGAUUAAUAAUCAGAAUAUACAGACUGCACUGGGUCCUGUGUUGUCAUGUAAUCUAAUGUGGAUUUUAUAGUUUUUGUAUUGUUUAAUACAAACUUUCUCCAACUCUGCAGAAUCAGUGGCUGCAGCAAAAUAAUCCUCCAAAUAGAAUCCCAGUUUAUCUGUUUAAAUCUGGCUCCAUGAUCUUUGUCCCUGCAGCUGGAGUUGGAAACAGUAAAGGGGAUGUAAAGGCAAAAAUAAAAUCCAACACAAAUCUCUACACAGUCGCCGACUGCUCUACAGGGAAACAAACAAAGCUGCUUGAGUUCUGCAUGGCUGGGAAGUAAGGCGGGGGCUCCCCCUGCUGUUCAUAAGUAUGAUUGUUUCCCUGCAGAGCAGUUAGGGACCGUCUGACAAUUCCUAUCCACAGCAGUAAACGAAGGGAGAAUUUCACUGCAUACUGUCAGGUUUCUUAUAAAAACAGUAUAGAUUUUUUAAUUAAACUAUAUUGGAGAUUUUUUUUGCCUUUACAUGCCCUUUAAGUGCAUGU